GUAAUGAAGCGUGUGUAACUGCGAGACCUCCUUAAAACAACACUCAGAGAUACUUGUGUACAUGUUGAAAGUCGGUGUUAUAACGGAGAGAAAAAGAGGAAAUGUUUUUUUUUUGGUCGCCUCUUCUGCUUUGGCGAGUUGAAUAGUGAAGGACCGGGGGAGAACACAAAAAGGUGAGAUGAGGGACCGACUGUGUGAGCUGCAGACCUCCAAACCUGCAGGGGAGGAGCGCAUGCAAGAUGGGAGCCACAACCACACCACAGAGGGGGAUGACGAGGGGCAUCUGGAGCAACAAGCCAUCGUGUUUGAGGGCGAGGAUGUGUUGGACAACCUCUACAAAGAGGCGCAGGCGAUGAGGAAGGAGAUGCUUCUGCUCAAAAUGGACGUGAAGCGUCUUGGGAAGCAGAACACCAGGUUCCUCACGUCUGUCAGGAGGAUCAGCAGCAUCAAGCGGGACUCCAACGCACUCGGACGGGACAUCAAGGCCAGAGGGGAGGCCAUUUAUGCUCGGCUGGAGAAGCUGGGGAAGCUGAGCAAAGAGCUAGAUGAGGAGCACGGGCCUACAUCAGCUGUGGCUCGCAUGGUGCGGUCGCAGCAUGUUUCUCUGACCGCCGCCUUCCACAACGCCAUGUCUGAGUACAACGAGGCUGAGAUGGUCCAGAGGGAGAACUGCAAGACCCGCAUCCAGAGGCAAGCGGAGAUCAUGGGCAAGGAGGUGAGCAGGGAGCAGAUCGACGAGAUGAUCGAGACGGGCAAGUGGAACGUCUUCUCGGAUAAUCUCCUCCUGGAGGGGAAGACGGCCAGGUCUGCUCUCAAUGAGAUCGAGAACCGGCACAAGGAGCUGCUGGAGCUGGAGAGCCGGAUCAAGGACAUUCAUGAGCUUUUCUCCCAGAUGGCCCAGCUGGUGGAGGAGCAGGGCUGCAUGCUGGAUAACAUAGAAGCGAAUGUAUAUGCGACUCAGGACUAUGUUGUCAAGGCCACAGUUCAGAUCAAGAAGGCUGUGAUAUACAAGAAAAACAAUCCAUGCAAGAAACUCUUCUGUUGUUGCUUCCCUUGCUGCAACUGAAACAGCAUCAGUGUUACUUUGUCUUCUCAGUGUCCUUCAGAAUAUCCAGAUUUGUUUCAAAUCAGCUUCCUGUGGAAAGAUGCCUGUAAAAUGUUGGUUUAGUUUGUGUAUUUAUUUAGCUCAAAUGAACCACUGAGCUAAUUUUUUAAGCAAUAGUAGCGUCCAAAUUUAACUCUAUUAUAAUUUUCCACAGUGAGCUGGUCUGAGAAAAGGCCUGCAUUUCAAACCACACGUCCAUAUGCAAAUGUAUACAGUGAGAUAUGGGUGUUGCA
Morone saxatilis (striped sea-bass) is the source of this 1338-nucleotide messenger RNA. RefSeq names its product syntaxin 11a (gene stx11a). Gene Ontology annotation, molecular function: SNARE binding; SNAP receptor activity. Bases 179 to 1066 code for a protein of 295 amino acids. Lineage: Eukaryota; Metazoa; Chordata; Actinopteri; Moronidae. The record is from RefSeq and is a predicted model, not a curated record. The transcript is spliced from 2 exons. Gene Ontology annotation, cellular component: presynaptic active zone membrane; endomembrane system; SNARE complex. Gene Ontology annotation, biological process: exocytosis; synaptic vesicle fusion to presynaptic active zone membrane; intracellular protein transport.